Messenger RNA from Mercurialis annua (annual mercury), 2654 nucleotides. Its product is annotated as peroxisomal fatty acid beta-oxidation multifunctional protein AIM1. The coding region runs from base 253 to 2430 and encodes 725 amino acids. NCBI's taxonomy places the organism in Eukaryota, Viridiplantae, Streptophyta, Magnoliopsida, Malpighiales, Euphorbiaceae. Gene Ontology annotation, molecular function: NAD+ binding; (3S)-3-hydroxyacyl-CoA dehydrogenase (NAD+) activity. The record is from RefSeq and is a predicted model, not a curated record. Gene Ontology annotation, cellular component: peroxisome. Gene Ontology annotation, biological process: fatty acid beta-oxidation. The transcript is spliced from 18 exons.
AAUUUUAAGACAAGUAACAUUAGUAUAUAAUAACGAUCAAGUAUGCGACUUUACCCGAUCAUGAUUUCACUCACGUUAAUCCCACCGCUUGGUCCACUUCCCAAUAAUACAAUAAUAGCAAAGUCGACAAUUUUGAUUGCACUUUCUUUAUAAUUCAGAAGAAGAAACAUUCAUUGAAACUGCACUCCAAGUGUUCGAUCAUUUGCUUCUGUAGCAAUUAUUUUCUUCAUAUAGAGAAUUUGAUUCUAAAUCAUGGCAAACAAGCCUCAUGUCACCAUGGAGAUUGGAAACGACGGCGUUGCAGUCAUCUCCAUGUCCAAUCCUCCCGUUAACGCCUUAGCUAUUCCAAUUAUUUCGGGGUUACGGGAGAAGUUCGAUGAGGCUACAAGAAGAGAAGACGUUCAAGCUAUUGUUUUGACUGGCAAGCAUGGGAGGUUUUGUGGUGGUUUUGAUAUCAGUGUUAUGCAAAAGGUUCAUCAGACUGGGGAUGCUUCGAUUCUUCCUGACGUUUCUGUAGAUCUUGUGGUCAAUUUAAUUGAAGAUUGCAAGAAGCCUAUCGUUGCUGCUGUUGAAGGGCUAGCUCUUGGAGGUGGCUUAGAAUUAGCGAUGGGAUGCCAUGCGCGUGUUGUUGCACAGAAAACUCAACUUGGGUUGCCUGAGCUGAGUCUUGGAAUAAUUCCUGGGUUUGGAGGUACACAACGUCUUCCAAGGCUUAUAGGACUGCCAAAGGCUAUUGAGAUGAUGCUGUCAUCCAAACCAAUCACGGCUGAAGAAGGGAAGAAACUAGGGCUUGUUGAUGUUAUUGUGCCUUCUCAAGAACUGCUGAAAGUAGCUCGGCAAUGGGCUUUAGAAAUCAAGGAAAGGCGCAAACCAUGGAUGCGCUCUCUUCAUAGGACAGACAAGCUCGGUUCCUUGUCUGAAGCGCGUGAAAUACUGAAAGUUGCCAGACAACAGGCAAAGAAGACUGCCCCGAAUUUGCCACAACAUCAGGCAUGCCUUGAUGUGAUUGAGGAAGGUGUUGUUCAUGGAGGAUAUAAUGGAGUUCUAAAGGAAGCAAAAGUAUUUAAAGAGUUAGUCGUAUCAGACACAGCCAAAGGUCUUAUUCAUGUGUUUUUUGCCCAACGUGCAACAUCAAAGGUGCCUAAUGUCACUGAUGUUGGGCUCAAACCGAGGCAAAUAAAGAAGGUUGCUGUCAUUGGUGGAGGUUUAAUGGGUUCUGGCAUAGCUACAGCUCUUCUUGUGAGCAACAUUUAUGUUGUUCUAAAAGAAAUUAACCCUGAUUAUCUUCAGAAAGGGAUAAAGAUUAUAGAAGGAAAUCUUCGAGGCCUUGUGACAAGAAGGAAGUUGACACAGGAUAAGGCAGACAAAGCCCUUUCAAUGCUCAAAGGUGUACUGGACUACUCAGAUUUCAAAGAUGUGGAUAUGGUCAUAGAGGCAGUUAUUGAGAGUGUUCCUUUGAAGCAAAAGAUUUUUAGUGAAAUUGAGGAAGUCUGCUCUUCUCACUGCAUCUUGGCCACAAAUACAUCUACCAUUGACCUCAAUUUAGUUGGAGAGAAAACCAGUGCUCAAGAUCGCAUAAUAGGUGCACACUUUUUCAGUCCUGCUCAUGUAAUGCCUCUUCUGGAGAUUGUACGUACGCAAAAGACUUCUGCUCAGGCAAUUCUUGAUCUCAUGACAGUUGGAAAAUCUAUUAAGAAAGUUCCUGUUGUGGUGGGAAACUGUACCGGCUUUGCAGUCAACCGCACUUUCUUCCCGUAUGCACAGGGUGCACAUCUCUUAGCCAAUUUAGGUGUGGACGUGUUCAGAAUUGAUAGGGUGGUCUGCAAUUUUGGCCUUCCUUUGGGCCCUCUACAGCUUCAGGAUUUAGCUGGAUAUGGAGUUGCUGUUGCAGUGGGAAAAGAAUUUGCUACUGCAUUUGGUGAUCGCACUUUCCAGUCUCCAUUAGUUGAUCUUUUAAUUAAGAGUGGAAGAAAUGGUAAAAACAAUGGAAAAGGAUACUACAUUUAUGAAAAGGGAAGCAAGCCCAAACCUGAUCAUUCAGUGCUACCAAUCAUUGAGGCGUCUCAGCGGCUCACCAAUAUUAUGCCUAAUGGAAAGCCAAUCAGCGUUACUGACCAAGAGAUCUUGGAGAUGAUUUUCUUCCCAAUAGUGAAUGAAGCAUGCCGUGUUCUGGAAGAGCAAGUGGUGGUUCGAGCAUCAGAUCUCGACAUUGCAUCUGUUCUGGGAAUGAGUUUCCCAUCUUAUCGCGGAGGUAUUGUUUUCUGGGCGGACACAGUUGGACCCAAGCAUAUAUAUACGAGUCUGAAGAAAUGGUCGCGGUUAUAUGGUAAUUUCUACAAACCAUCAAGAUUUUUGGAGGAAAGAGCAUUGAAAGGCAUACCACUGAGUGCCCCAGUUUCAUCAUCUCCGGGAUCAAGAUCGCGAAUGUAGACUCCGAUGUAGAAUCCGGUUCCCGGAUUAAAUUGGAUUCAGAAGGAAUAAAAAUAAUUGUUGUAUGCUUUCUGUACUGUAAUAAAUCCAAAGCAGUACUAGUGUGAUUUCAGAUUUCCAUAGGCAAGAAGAGAGGUCUUUGUAUUUUGUAGAUUACAAUUUUUGCUUCUCUGUUCUAAUAUUACAUGAAAUAAAUAAAUUUAUAAAAAUUAUUAAUUGUUCCA